UGCACAACAACUGCUCUGUCCGGAAAGAAGACGGUGUUCGCGGGAAUGAUGCAUCGGUUUACGCAAUGUAAAACCAAUACAAGUGACCGACGGACCUUCUAGCCGCGUGGUGACAUUGAACAUGCGGAGACGGACAACGGAAUGACUGGCAACCUCCCUGCGAGCGGGGUGGACACGCCGGCUCCCGGGCUGUUGAUAAAUAGCAGUGCGGCCGCUGCCCCUCCAGCUGCUGGCGGAGCCCUUUAACUGUGUGUGACAGCCGCAGCUCAAUCCUGCUGGUGUACACACCCGCUGCAUCCAACCCAGCAUCGGCCCGGCGCUGCUGAACUCCGACAACAACAUUAUUCACCCGCUACCUCCAGAGUCUGUAGCCUCGAAGGGUUUAUGCAUGGGCUGCCCUUUUUGGAUUGCUCGAAAAAUAAAAAAUAAACAUUCGGGCCAGGAGCUAGCUCAUAAGAGAGAAGAUGCCUUUCAGUAAUGAGAAACAUUCCUUGAAUGAUGAAUCAUUGAACAGUGAUGCUGAAUCUUGUGAGCGGUCAGAUAGUGUCAAUUCUUCUAGUGACUAUGAAAAUGUUCGACAAAGCUUCAGCAGUGAUUCUUCCAGCAAGCCAAGCUCACCAGCCUCAAGCCCUCCUAAAAUGGUUUCUUUUGAUGAUCUAAUAGAAACUGCAAAUGGAUUGUCAAAAUUGACUCUGGCUCAUGAAAUAGUUAUGAACAGCAACUUUCAAAUGAAAUCAAUUGAUCUUCCUCCACAAAGUUUACAGAGGAGAGUAAAAGAAAUAGUUCACAGAGCAUUCUGGGAUUGCUUGGAGGCUCAGCUGAACAAGGACCCCCCUGAAUAUGAUCAUGCCCUCUUGCUUUUGGGAGAAAUUAAAGAGAUACUGCUAUCAUUUUUGAUACCUGGCCAAAAUAGACUUCGAAACCAGAUCUCUGAGGUCCUUGAUUUGGAUCUAAUUCAACAACAGGCUGAACACAAUGCUAUUGAUAUUCAUAAACUGGCUGACUAUAUAAUCACACUAAUGGGCAAGUUUUGCGCCCCAGUUCGGGAUGAUGAAGUCAAAAAAUUAAAAUCGCUUUCAGAAAUAGUGCCACUGUUCAGAGAGAUAUUUCAUGUCCUUGAUUUGAUGACUAUGGAUAUGGUCAACUUCACCAUUCAAUAUAUUCGGCCGCACGUCCAACAAUGUUCUGUAGACUAUGAACGAAGCAAAUUUCAGGAUUUUCUCAACAAACAGCCCAAUGCCCUUGAUCACACAACUCAGUGGCUAAAGGAAUCUAUUGCCGAAGUUUCAGCAUUGUGGCCCUCAGAGCCAUCAUCCUCUGGCACCAAUGGAAGUUCCAGUCUUUCUCUGAGCCCAUCUUCUGUAUUAAACAAUGGUUAUUUGAAAUUGUUGCAGUGGAACUACAACAGCAAGCCAGUACCUGAGACUCUUUUGACUGAUCAAUCACGUCUCCAAAAACUCCAGCAAAGACUUAACGAGCAAAGACUUGUAGCGUAUCUAAUGCUGAUCAUCUGCAACAUUGGGGGAGCAACUCUCUCAAGCCUACCAGACUUCUGUGACAAAGUAAAGCGAGUUAUAAUGGUCCUACUUGAAGGCAUGAAUGACAAAAAUUUCAACUUAGAAGAAACACUUAAAACCAUAAGUGUAAAGGUCUGUUCUGAGAUAAGCCAAGCCUUAGUUGAACGUGGUUACCCUGAGCUUAAUAAUGAAAAUCAAGGGAACCUCACAGGACAAAUUUGCAACAUAAAGGAGGAGGGAAAUCCUGUCCGCACCUUAAUCAAUAACCGAAUUGAGCUAUACAUGAAAAACAUGCUCAGUGUAGAGAAUCAGCAGAAGUCUAUACCUGUCCCGGGAGGUCUGGAACCCAUUCAAGCUGAACUGGAAGAGAUUGGAUCCCAGUAUGUCUGUAUUGUUAAAUACAACAGGCAGGUGUAUGGGCCAUUUUACUCAGGCAUUCUGCGAAAAUUACUGUUCAGUAAUCUUACAACAACCGGCACAACGUCAUCAGAUUCUCCUUGAAAGGGGAAGGUUAAUAAAAGGGAGCACGCCUGUUUGGUUUGUAGUGUUUUGUAUUGCACCGUUGACUGUAUUGAAUGGUGUUAUCGGCAUAUUACUUAAAUAUAUUUGGCUAAUUGCAUAUAUAUAUAUAAUAUUUAGUAUUCUUUCUCAAAGUCACCAAAUUAUAUAAAUUUAUAUAAUAAAAUCACUUGAACCCUAAA
Leucoraja erinaceus (little skate) is the source of this 2218-nucleotide messenger RNA. RefSeq names its product t-complex 11, testis-specific-like 2 (gene tcp11l2). Bases 465 to 2018 code for a protein of 517 amino acids. The record is from RefSeq and is a predicted model, not a curated record. Gene Ontology annotation, biological process: signal transduction. The transcript has 10 exons. NCBI's taxonomy places the organism in Eukaryota, Metazoa, Chordata, Chondrichthyes, Rajiformes, Rajidae.